AUGGGGAGCGGGUGGUGCGGCGCGGCGCUGCUGGCGGCGGGGCCCGAGAGCGGGGCGCUGCUCUUCCUCCUCCUCCUCCUCCUCCUCCUCGUCCUGCUGCUGCUGGGCUGCUCCCGGCCGCUGGCGCUGCGGCGCGGCCCCGGGCAGGUAGGCUACCUGCCGGUGCCCGGGCUGGGCCGGGGGGGGGCUGCCCGCCGCGCCCGCCGCCCCGCCGCCCUGCCGCCGCCCUUCCCCAACGGCUGGUACCGCCUGCUCGACUCCGCGCAGCUGCCCCGCGGCGCCGUCCGCAGCCUCGCCCUGCUCGGAGAACAGCUCGCUGCGUUUCGCGCCCAGGAUGGCCGAGCCUACGUGGUCGACGCUUACUGCCCUCACCUCGGGGCUAACCUCGCCGCUGGCGGGCGCGUCGUGGGCGAUUGCGUCGAAUGCCCGUUUCACGGCUGGCAGUUUCGAGGAGAAGACGGAAAAUGCACCCGCAUCCCGUAUGCUGGAAAAGUGCCAGAUUUUGCGAGGGUGCGGACCUGGCAUUCCUGCGAGGUGAACGGGAUGCUGCUGGUCUGGUACCACUGCGAAGGGGUCGGGCCGACGUGGGCAGUGCCCGAGCAGCGGGAGAUCACCACCAAAGAGUGGGUGUUCCGCGGGCAGACAGAGCACUUGGUUGACGUGCACAUCCAGGAGAUCCCCGAGAACGCAGCCGACACGGCUCACCUGGCUUUUCUCCACGGACCAACUAUUCUGGGAGGAUCUGAUCUGAGAUACACAAGGUCCAAGCUGUGGGAUUUUAUGAAGCACGUGUGGAAGGCCGAGUGGUGGCCGGAGCCGGAGCCCAACGAGCAUUGCUCCCAGCUGCUGAUUCAACACACCACAACCAUCUUCAAGAAGCACUUCUCCUUGAUGGAUUUGACAGUUUCAGCCAGACAGGUGGGGCCAGGGCUGGUUUUCCUGACCUUUGAACAUGCUUUCCUGGGCCAUGGGAUCAUUCUGCAGACGGUGACUCCCCUGGAGCCUCUCCUGCAGAAUGUUGUCCACAAAAUCUACUACCAGAAGAACGUGCCGGCCAUCAUCCCCAAGUUCAUCCUGAGAGCAGAGUGCAUACAGUUUGAGCGCGAUAUAACCAUCUGGAAUAACAAACAGUACCUGCCCAAGCCGCUGCUGGUCAGGGAGGACUCCGGCAUCCAGAAGCACCGGCGCUGGUACGCCCAGUUCUACAGCAAGAAGAGCGUGAGGCUCAAGGUGCAGAAGGAGGGCCUGGACUGGUGAGGAAACUUGCUGCCCACUGCAGAAGGUGGCCAGAGGCU
Phalacrocorax carbo (great cormorant) is the source of this 1295-nucleotide messenger RNA. Lineage: Eukaryota; Metazoa; Chordata; Aves; Suliformes; Phalacrocoracidae. The record is from RefSeq and is a predicted model, not a curated record.